This is a messenger RNA of Phytophthora sojae, 801 nucleotides long. RefSeq lists its product as hypothetical. Bases 1 to 801 code for a protein of 266 amino acids. The record is from RefSeq and is a predicted model, not a curated record. The transcript is spliced from 2 exons. NCBI's taxonomy places the organism in Eukaryota, Oomycota, Peronosporomycetes, Peronosporales, Peronosporaceae.
AUGACGGACGCGACGACUACGCGCGAGCGCACUGCCUCCUCGUCGUCGGACGAGGCCGACUGGCGAGCUUGCGUGGAGUACGAGACGAAGCGCGUGGUCGUGGGCGACCUGGAGGUGCAGGUGUUCCAGAUGGAGGAGCUGCCGGUGGCCGCGUCGCUCUUCAUGCUGGCCGAAAUGGACGCCAACGAGCAGGAGAUCUCGGGCACGCGCCUCUGGACGGGCUCGCACUUCCUCUCGCGGUAUCUGUGGCGUCACCCGGAGCUCGUGCAGAGCAAGCGUGUGCUGGAGCUUGGUGCCGGAACUGGCAUCUGCAGCAUCGUGUCGGCUAAGCUUGGAGCGGUCAAGUGUCUGGCCACGGACGGAGAUGAAGAAGUGGUGGAGCUGUUGGCCAAGAACGUGCAGGUGAACGAAGCGGAGGGUGUGGUGACUGCCCGCUCGCUCUUUUGGGGCGACGAACCGUCGGCGCAGACGCUGCUGGAAGAGUUCCCGGGUGCGUUGACUGAUGUUGACAUUGUGCUGGCGGGUGACGUGCUCUACAAGAGCGAGCUGUUGCCGCUGCUGUUUAGUACUGUGACCCGGGUGCUGACUGCGCCGGAUGAUGCCGACCGAGCUUUCGUGCUGUGCCACAUUCCUCGCGCGGAUGUGACGCACGACCUGGUGGAGAAGCAGAUCACCGACUCGGGCCUCAAGUUCGAGGAGGUUAAGCUGCCUGCGGAAGAUGUGGCGAAUGCGGCUGCGGAGCUUGAGGAGUGUCCUGUGGAAGAUGUGGAGCGCGCUAAGCUGUACUAUAUCACCAAGUAA